This is a messenger RNA of Solanum dulcamara, 519 nucleotides long. RefSeq lists its product as uncharacterized. The record is from RefSeq and is a predicted model, not a curated record. Lineage: Eukaryota; Viridiplantae; Streptophyta; Magnoliopsida; Solanales; Solanaceae. The coding region runs from base 1 to 519 and encodes 172 amino acids. The transcript has a single exon. Gene Ontology annotation, molecular function: RNA-DNA hybrid ribonuclease activity; nucleic acid binding.
AUGGUGAGAUGGAUCAGACAAGAAGUUGACAAAUGGAAACUCAACACAAAUGGCAGUUUCAUUCCCUCUAUUGGCAAAGUAGGGAUCGGAGGAGCUGUUAGGACUAGAAAUGGACAAAUGGUCAUGGCCUUUGCAUCACCAAUUCAUUUACACACUAACAACUACUCAGUAGUCUUGCAGGGUACCCUAUGGUGUUGUAAUCAACAUUGUUACAACUUCACUUUGGAACUGGACUCCCUACUCAUGGUUAAAAUGAUCCUUGUCCUUCAUAAUAUUUCAUGGAAGCUACAUGAGAUUGUUAAGAAAAUUCAAAAGAAGGUGAAGCUCCAUGGUAUCAUGGUGCAACAUUGCUAUAGAGAAGGUAAUACGGUGGCAGAGUCCCUUGCUAAGUAUGCUACCAAUAUCACCAACAAUGAAGUGUUCCUCCAAGAAGAUGAUCACCCUCAAGAAAUCAAAGGUGCACUCUGUACAUACAAACUUCAAAUACCUUCUUUUAGGAUCAAACCUAAGAAGCAUUAA